Messenger RNA from Microbotryum saponariae, 1863 nucleotides. Lineage: Eukaryota; Fungi; Basidiomycota; Microbotryomycetes; Microbotryales; Microbotryaceae. The record is from the annotation of a GenBank genome assembly.
AUGUCGGCGUACGACCGCUUCUCAAGCCCAGGAAGCGAGUUGGCCUCCUUCUUUCGUCAGUUGGCGACGCCGAUCCGACGCUACGCCUCCUUCGCCACUUCGUCGAGCGGCUCCGUCGACGGCUCACGCGAGUGGGAGUGGGAGCGGCUACGGGCCAAACACGUUGGCACCACCAAGCGACUGGACCUGUUCGACCACGACCUGUACGGUGAUCGAGGAGCACAGGUAUUCCUGGCCGCGCUGGAGCGAUCACCAGGCGUCGAAACGGUCAAUCUGGUGAGCUGCGUACCCAUCCGAUGUCACUCGCGAUGUCGAUGCCGAUGCUCGAUGUGGGGGCCAGUUCAGCCAGGUCUGGUGUACCUUCCUUCGGCACCGACGCAGAUGCGGUGGCCACUGACUUAUGGAGGUGGAUAGAGUUGAACGCUGAGUGCUAAGUGUGCUCAUCCACAGAGCUCAAACAAACUUGGCGACCAUGGCAUCAUGGCGAUAACACGUGGCCUAAAGGGGCUACGGUCCCGGGGGAUCGGCGCUUGCCUCAAGGUGGGAUGCACCACAGUUCUUUAUUUGAGAGUUUGUAUUGACCGAAUGACUCUGCAUUGUAUUUCCCAGGAGAUAAAUCUGUCCGGAAACAAUCUUACGGACGUGUCGUUCCAUCUUCUGGCGCUCAACCUGCUACAACCCUCGCCGCAUCCGCCGACGGUGACUCAUCUUUAUCUCACCGCCAACGACUUCCGGCUCUCGCCCUCGCUAGCUGCUUUCCUUGGGUCGUGCCUGUCGUCCCCUUCGUCCUCGCUCCGAUGUCUCUCCCUGACCAACAAUCCGACCAUCUCGUCUUCAGGGUUGCUCAAUCUUCUCCAGCAUCUCCGGCUCGGCACGGAAAACCCAUCUCAGCUCUCCCAACUGCACCUCUCGGUGUGCAAGCUCACACCCGAUUGUGCCCAACCUCUGGCUCGUUGGUUGGAAUCACCGAUCGGUGGAGGACGGCUGCAAGCCCUCGGUCUCAAUGGCAAUGGGCUCAGCGAAGCUGGCGUUCGUCGCAUCUUACGGUCUGUCGCGACGGGGAGAGCGCCGUCACUUGUUCACGUCGAAUUAUUUGCAAACGAGCUCGGCGAAGCGAAGCAAACGGUCUGGGCAGACGUGAUUGCAGAGUUGGAAGCUGAAGAUGAAGAGACGGACGAAGAAAGAGCGAGCCUCAAGGAUCGAUUCGAGCGAGCGAAGGAGAUGAACAAGAUCGUGCUCAAGGAAACUCGUCUCGCCGCUCUUGGGCUGCUCGCCAAAGCUCGUGUUCUUUUCGGUCAGCAGUCACACGGAAUUUCAGCCAUAUCACAAGCCACGGAUCGAUCACCAUCCUCGACAUCAUCACCUAAUUCGAGGGUCGAGUUCGCACCGUCUCGAGACUAUUUCGCUUUCCAGCACCUGCCGAUCGAGAUCCGGAUCCAUAUCCUUCGAUGCACCCUCGACGCUCGACCUUCCUCUACAGCUCAUCGAUACACGCGCUGUCCUUCCGAGUUUCUUAACCCAAUCUCUCCCGAAGAUGGCCGGCCCGUCCUGACCAGUCCUUUGACGGAAAUGCAGUUUCUCUCCAUUCUAGACUACAGCGCCUCGCGACAAACGCUACAGACCGAGAUACGUCUGGCUUCGGCCCAGAUCCCUUCGCUCGCCGGCCAUCACAAAGGUAAGAAAUUUGGUUCAGCCGGGUUCAGCACCGAUCCCAGUCGGGGGCAUAGCCACAGACCUGCGAACGGAACUGGGAAUGGUGACCGGUCGGGAUCGGCGACGACUGGGUCGACUGAGGAUGGGGAGGAGGUUUGGGCCGAAUGGUUCUUACGGGCUACGGGAUGUGAUCGGUUCCAAAGAAGUUGA